Prorocentrum cordatum is the source of this 2072-nucleotide messenger RNA. The record is from the annotation of a GenBank genome assembly. Lineage: Eukaryota; Dinophyceae; Prorocentrales; Prorocentraceae.
AUGGCUCCCAACCAUUCGUCCCCUCCACACCGCCCAGCGCACGAAGCGCCCACGAGGCGGCCACGAGCGCCAGGCGGGCACGAGGGCACAGGGCGAAAGCCAGGCACGCCCUCUCCCAGCACGAGGGGCGUCGCUUGAGCUCUGGGGAGGGCGCCCACCAGGCGGGCCCCGGGCGGAACCCCGGCACGCGCCGCCGAUACCACAGGAGAGUCGAGCGAAGUCCUCCACGGUACGGCACUCACUUUUGGGGGAAAGCUGGCCCUUCGAGCUCUGUCUCCUUCCCCCUGUGGCAAAAAGACGGACGUGCUCGGUACGCGUCGAGAGAGAUACUCGACCGACACCGACUUCUCUCAUCGCACGGAUGGAAACAGAUGAGCACAUGGAAAAUACUUCUGGAACCAAGCUCAGCCUACCUUGAGGCCACGUGGUCAGCCUGCAGUUGUGAUGAAGGCUACUGCGAGGCGAGGCGUCGAAAGCAAUCCUAGUAUUGGAUGCGGCAUAUUCUGUAGGGUAGGCGCCGAGAAACAAAUAUCCGAAUCAUUAUAGACUUGGAAGUGCAGCGGUCCGUCGUGGACAAUGCACCAGACACAGCGCACGGGCGCUCCUACGUCAUUCACUCAAGGCAGUGGUCCAACCUUGCACCGAACAGGUUGAAAACGACCUUAGGCCCUGGCUGGCAGGCCCCGGCAUACCCUGCCCCCCCAGGCAAGUAAUUCCCAAUGGGAAGCCGUCUGUGCAGACGAAAUAGAAUUCCGAGCCCCCAAGGUCGCCUCAGCCAGCCUGGGUUUGGCAGAGGGCGACGGCGGCGAGGCUAACCUUCCCUCGCAAACGCUUUCGCGGUCUCACCUCAUCCCACAUAUCCGCCUCUCGCGCCGCGCGCCGCGCCCGGCCGCGCGCCGCGCCGCGCCCGGCCCUCCUCAGUCGCCGAGCUUCAGGUCGUACUCCGGGCGCCCGGCCUCCGCCCACGCGGCGCGCAGCGCCGCCCGGCCCGGCCCGCCGACGCCGAGCUGGUUGCCGUUGAGGUUGAGCAGCCGCAGCUGGGGCAGCGCGCCCGGGGCGCGCAGGGCCUCCGCCAGCCGCGCGGCGCCCUCGUCGCCCACGCGGUUGUCGUUGAGGUAGAGCACCCGCAGCCGGGGCGCGGCGCCCGAGGCGAGCACGGCGGCCAGCUGCUGCGUCUCCUCGUCCCUCCACUGCAGCUGGUCGUAGCACAGCUCCUUCGCGGCCUCGAAGCGCUGCGCGAAGGCGGAGCGGUAGAGCUCGGCGACCCGGGGCCGGUCGUCCUUGCCGUUGGUGAAGCCCUUGCUCUGCAGCUCCACGUCGAAGGCGUCGGGCAGGAGGGGCGCCCGGCGCCCCGCGCGGCAGGUCUGCAGCAAAUCAAACCAGGUCUCCGCUCCCGUGCAUCGGCCGAGGUCCAAGAGCCAGUCAGACGGCUUCGUCAGCAUCCCCCAGGAGGACUCGCAGAAGCACCAGCCACGGUUGAAGUACUGCUCCGUGUUGCCCGACCGGGUGUACUUUGCAGCAUCGCCGUAAUCAUCUGGAAACCGCGUCAGCAUGAAGACGAAAGUUUUGGGGUGGGAGUAGAAGCUCCCCAGGCUCCCCAAUGCCUCCUUGAAGAGCGCAUGCUCCAGCUCGAAGCGGCCGAGGGCAUCGUCCUCGAACGAAUCUGAGCCUUCGAGCCGCUGGUAGGUGCGCUGCUGGGGAACGCCCUCGCGGUCCCUGCAGUUUUGAUGGAUGCAGCAGAAGUCCAUGAAUACACCCCAGCGGCCACUGUAAUAGCCCAGCAGCAGCUGCAGGGCCUGGCCCACGAUGCGCAGGUUGUGCCCGCGUGGAUCCGGGUGGUUCGCCUGCAGCCAGCAGUGUGAUAUGCACGCGAUGCGCAGAUCCGAAGAACUGGCGGCUUUGACGGCGCUGUGGGAAAUGAAGGCCGUCGGCGGCAACGCCUGGCGCGGCUCGAGGACGCCGCCAGUGCGCGCUCGCCUCACCAUCCACUCCGCGUCCAUCAGGACGACCGCUCCACUGCCGAGCACGGGGUCGAGCUCCAGGCCGCCGCAGCUCUCCCACCGUGCCUCGCA